AUGAAUAUAUACACGCAUAUUAUGAGAGAGAAAUUGUAAACUACUGUCGGCUCCCACCAGGCAAAGACCGUCUCCGAUCUCUCUCUCUUUCUCUCUCUAUCUUUUUUUUUUUUCAGCUUGGACUUCGGCGAAAACCCUAAUUGGUUGAUCGGUCAACUGAGGGUGCUGGGUUUGGUGUGGUGUAUCGGGGGUGUGGAAAUGACGGAUUGUUCCAAGGUUGUGCUGGGGAAUAUUGCAAUUCGUUUGAAUAUUUAAGAAGCAUUUAAAUUAGGUUCAAGAGAGGGUUCGCUAUCUAAUUGAGUAAUUGUGAGAUUAUUACACAAAAAAGUUCAACAGUUCAAGUAAGUUUUAUGAUGGCACACAUUGCUGCAAAUCAUUUUAAUGGAGGGCCUCAUCCAGGGUCUAAUGAUCCUUUAUACAAGGAGCUGUGGCAUGCCUGUGCUGGACCACUUGUGACGGUUCCUCGUGAAGGGGAAAGAGUUUAUUAUUUUCCGCAAGGUCACAUGGAACAGCUUGAAGCAUCUACCCAUCAGGGAGUAGACCAGCAGCUUCCUUCGUUCGAUUUACCAGAUAAAAUUCUGUGCAGAGUUCUGAAUGUUCAUCUUCAGGCUGAACCAGAUACAGAUGAGGUGUAUGCACAAAUAACUUUGCUUCCUGAACCAGAUCAAAGUGAGAUCACGAGUCCUGAUCCUCCUCUCCCUGAACCUCAACAAUAUAAUGUCCAUUCAUUUUGCAAGACACUUACUGCUUCUGACACAAGCACCCAUGGUGGGUUCUCUGUUCUUAGGAGACAUGCGGACGAAUGUUUGCCCCCAUUGGAUAUGACUCAACAACCACCAUGGCAGGAGUUGGUUGCUACUGAUCUUCAUGGCAGUCAGUGGCAUUUUCGUCACAUCUUUCGCGGUCAACCUAGGCGUCACUUACUCACAACUGGUUGGAGUGUUUUUGUAAGUGCAAAGAAAUUAGUUGCCGGAGAUGCAUUCAUCUUCCUCAGGGGUGAAAAUGGGGAGCUCCGAGUUGGGGUUAGGAGGCUCAUGAGACAACUAAACAAUAUGCCAUCUUCUGUUAUAUCAAGUCACAGCAUGCAUCUGGGAGUUCUCGCUACUGCUAAACACGCCAUCACAACAGGGACUUUUUUCUCUGUUUUUUACAAGCCAAGGACAAGCCGAGCUGAGUUCGUUGUGAGUGUGAACAGAUAUCUUGAAGCACAAGAUCACAAGUUUUCUGUUGGAAUGAGGUUUAAGAUGAGGUUUGAGGGUGAAGAAGUCCCGGAAAGAAGGUUUAGUGGGACCAUCAUUGGCGUUGGAGAUAAUAAAUCGUGUAGAUGGCCCAAUUCUAAAUGGAGAAAUCUGAAGGUUCAAUGGGAUGAGCCAUCUUCAAUUUACCGUCCUGAUAGGGUAUCGCCAUGGGAUAUUGAACCACUUGUUGCAACACCACCACAAAAUCCCCAACCUCCACAAAGGAAUAAACGGGCACGCCAGACAAUUUUAGCUUCAAAUACACAAGAAUUUCCCGCCCAAGGCAUGUGGAAACCAACUGUUGAUUCUCCCUCAUCGUUCUCGCACAUUGAUCCAUCCCAUGCAAUGGACCCUUAUCUAUCAGUAAAACUCUCUUCUGAUUCGAAGGCUAACAACAACCUGGGUUACGGAGAGAAUGAUUCCCUGCCUUCUGUUUCCGCUAAAUCAAUGUACUGGUCUAAUCAAUCCAAAACAGACUCAACUGCACCGGUUGCUGAAAAGAGACAGGCAAAUGGCUACAGGUUAUUUGGAAUUGAGUUGCUGGACCAUUCAACGGUUGAAGAUACCUCACCUGUGGCUGCACCUCCGGCUGUGGUGGAGAGUCAUCCUAAUCCACCUUUUGAUACUGAAUCUGACCAACAUUCUGAUCCAUCAGACCCUACUCAAUCUGACAUCGAUCCUGAAAGAUCAUCACUGAGAUCCACCCAUGAAUCACAAAGCAAGCAGAUUAGGAGCUGCACUAAGGUCCACAUGCAAGGAAAGGCAGUUGGGAGAGCAGUAGAUCUUGCAGGGUUUGAUGGGUAUGAAGAUUUGCUCAAGAAACUGGAAGCGAUGUUUGAGAUUGAAGGUGAACUGUGUGGAUCAGUCAAGAAAUGGCAGGUUGUGUACACAGACGAUGAGGAUGACAUGAUGAUGGUUGGAGACGACCCAUGGCAUGAAUUCUGCUGCAUGGUCCGAAAAAUCUACAUUUACUCGAAUGAAGAAGCCAAGAUGCUUUCACCUAAGAUUAAGCUCCCUGCCAAGGACGUUAAACUAGGCAAGCCAGUUUCCGAUGCUGCUCCAAACAUCACCGAGGAACAGGCAUGACACCUUCCUACCCCCUCACUCUUCCGAAGACAAAGUAAUAACACGGGGUACCGGGAGGACAUACCCCCCUCGUGAUUUUUAUUUUGACUGCAAGCGUUGUUGAGCCUGACACAUAACUCAUGCUGAAAGGGCCGAUUUUGUUAGUUAACUUACCGUGUGGUGGUGGUGGGAAGAAAGAUCAGAUCGCGGGCAAGACACACAAGUCUGCACUAAAGAUAAGAACUCCUAUCCCUAUCCUAGUAGUGUCUUUGUUUUCAUGGUUUCUGUACGUUUUGCUUGUCUGGACUCGAGUUAGUUAUGGAGAAGAAAGCGUGGACUACCUACCGCCUCUAAUGUGGAGGUGAACAGAUACUCUCUGUCUUUAUUUAUUUUAAAUUUUUUCGGGAUUUUUGUAAGCUUUUGUUUUUUUUUUCUUCAUAUAAUAAAACCGUGUCAUCAUAAUAGGUGGCUUCUGUGUAUAUAUAAAUAGUAUAGUAAGUAGAUAGGCAUAGCCUUGCAUUUUUCCACUGGGGUCUUAUCAGUAAUUAUCACGUGUAUGAAUGGAAAAAUUGUGUUUGUAAUAUGAGGUUUGUUUGAGUCUGA
Molecule: messenger RNA, 2906 nt
Organism: Ipomoea triloba (trilobed morning glory)
Lineage: Eukaryota; Viridiplantae; Streptophyta; Magnoliopsida; Solanales; Convolvulaceae
Product: auxin response factor 1-like
Exons: 15
Coding region: 351-2324 (657 amino acids)
Biological process (GO): regulation of DNA-templated transcription; response to hormone
Cellular component (GO): nucleus
Molecular function (GO): DNA binding; protein binding
Source: RefSeq, a predicted model, not a curated record